UUUUUCUGUUUCUUGGAUUAAAGAAACAGAAACCAGUUCUGUGAGUCCCCAUUAUCUCUUCUUCCUUCUUCUUCCUGUUAGUAUAAGAAAAAAAAAGCGUUGUGGGUUUGUUCAGUUCAGUUGGUGCUGGUGCUUACAUCUUCCUUGUGAUUUGAAGUGCAUCUUGCAUCUCACCAGAUUUCUCCAAAAGGGGGUUCUGUUCAUCCAGGAGUUACCUUAUUGCGGAUCUCGGUAAUGGGGGAGCCAUUAGGAAUGCUUAAAGUGGUGGUCGUUCAGGGGAAAAGAUUGGCAAUUCGGGAUUUUAAAACCAGUGAUCCUUAUGUUAUAGUCAAACUUGGCAACCAGGUAAUCUGGGUUCCAUUUCCUUUGGUUGGAUUUGUCAAUGUUUUGCUGCCUAUUAGCAUUAAAAUGCAGUGAAUCAUAAAAAUUGCCAUGUCAUAAUUUGGGAUAGAUCUUUGUUCUGGGAAAACCCCAUUGACGUUAUGUAAGAUCACAAUCCGCUGCUGUGGUAAGUUGUGAUUUACAUUUGAGUAAGAUCACAUUUUCUUUAAUAUUCUUUCCAAACUUCAACGUCUACAAGAAAAAACAUUUUCUGGAUUCUCUCACAAAAUUUUUGUAACCAUUACUGUUAGUGUUUGAUGCUGUUCUCUGUGUUCUAACCACUGGUAGAAGAGAAUACAAUGAAGCAAACAACCAUUUAAAAUCCUAAUUUUGGUAAACUAGGUUGAAAACAGCGCAGAACAGUUGGUUGUGACAAACAUCCCGUUUGUUGGCUUUACUGAGAAAUUAACUGCUAGAAUGAUUUAUCUUUUGCUUUGAUGACUUGUGUAAAACUGUGUUAUUUAUCUUACUAUUUGUUAUUACAUUAUUUUCUUGCCAGUAAUUCUUUUAACAAAAUUCUGUCUUUUGCAUCAGGUUGCAAAGACUAAAGUUAUCAACAGUUGCCUUAAUCCAGUCUGGAAUGAAGAGCUAACUUUCUCCCCCACAGAACCCGUUGGAGUUCUAAAUUUGGUGAGUUUCUGAUAUUUGUGUUCUUAAACAAUGAGUUCACCACUCUUAUAAAAUGAAGUGUUGAUGUGUUUUCUAGUUAAGAAAAAAUAAAAUAGGCAUAGGUUUACUCCAUCAUCCUUCUGCCCCCUUCUUUUAUUAUUAUCUGAUCAAUCCUGAAUGUGUCCUUUAAUUCGAUCUGUGACAUUUUAUUUGUGGAAUUGCGCAUUUCAAGGAGCGACUGCAAUAACCAUUAAUCAUCUGAUGGUUUGAUUAGGAUCCAUGUUCCAUGCCAGCUAGCCGUUUGUUUUGUGUUUGCUUUUAUUUUUAAGCAUGUUCAUGAAUCUGCUUGUGUUCAGUUUGGUAUGGCUGCUCCCUGUACCUUUCAGCUUUGAGG
This is a messenger RNA of Rubroshorea leprosula, 1384 nucleotides long. Lineage: Eukaryota; Viridiplantae; Streptophyta; Magnoliopsida; Malvales; Dipterocarpaceae. The record is from the annotation of a GenBank genome assembly.